AUGGAGGGGGGGGAAACCUUCGGGUGUACAGACACCCUACCCGGCAGCAUAAACCCUACACACACCCAGCAGCAGCAGAAGCAGCAGCAACAGCAACAGCAGCAACUGUUGCAGCAGAGCGGCGAGCAGAAGGAGCAACAACAGCCGGAACUGCAGCAGCUGCAGCAAAUCCCCGGGCUGCAGCAGCAGCAACAGCAGCAGCAACAGAGCUGCAUGCAGCAGCAAGAGGGACUCCUGGCACCCUCCCAGCCAGAUAUAGGACUGCUUCUACACCAGCAGCAACAGCAGCAGCAGCAGGAGUUGCAGCAGCAGCAGCAGCAGGAGUUGCAGCAGCAGCAACAGCCGCCUCCGGGCAAGCGUGUGUCUCCCCAAGGGAAUUUAGGUCUGACUGCUAAGAAAAUAGCAGCAGCAGCAACAGCAGCAGCAGCAGCAGCACGGGCGGGAAUCAUAGCAGUACCAGUAACAGCAGCGACAGCAACAGAAGCAGCAGCAGCAGCAGCAGCAGCAGAAACAGCGCACGCAGGGACCCUACCUGCAGAGGGAACAUCUUCUGCUUCUAGGCUUCAUACCGCUGUUGCUGCUGCUGCUGCUGUUGGUGCUGCUGUUGGUGGUGGUGGUGGUGCUGCUGCUGCUGCUCAAGACGUACAGGACAGGGGGCAGACAACAGCUGCUGCAGAAGCAGCGCCAGUUGCUGCUGCUGCUCCUGCUCCUGCUGCUGCUGCUGCUGCUGAUUCUAGCGUAGCUAUAGCUGGUGACAACUGUCUGGGCUUGUAUCCAAAGAGCGCAGCAGCAGCAGCAGCAGAAGCAGCUGCUGCUGCAGAAGCGGCAGCUGCUGCAGAAGCAGCUGCUGCUGCAGAAGCGGCAGCUGCUGCAGAAGCGGCAGCUGCUGCAGAAGCGGCAACUGCUGCAGAAGCAGCAGAAGCAGCAGCAGUAACAGAAUCAGCAGCAGCAGCAGCAGCAGCAGAAGCAGCGACAGCAGCAGUAGCACCUCCUGCUGAUUGCACCGUAGGGGAUCAAGACUCUCAAGCAGCAGCAGAAGGUGCUGCUGCUGCUGCUGCUGCUGCUGCAGACAGUGCAGCAGAGCCAACAGCAGCAGCAACAGGGGAAGCACAAGAGGCGAACCCCACAGCAGCAGCAGCAGGAGCAGCAGCAGCUGCUGCUGCUGCUGCUACUAAUGGUGAUGAUGAUGAUAAGGCCGUUGAAGUCAUUGAGCUUGAGAGCAGUGAUGAGGACUGGGUGGAGCACUGGCAGCGUCCGCGUCGUAGAGCAGCAGCAGCAGCAGCAGCAACACUGAAUGCAUUAGUAGCAGCAGGAGAGGUGACGGAUUCUGCUGCUGCUGCUGCUGCUGCUCCCUUUGUUCCUCCCCCUUCUUUUGCCAGACAACGAGACCGACCAGCAGCAGCAACAGCAGCAGCAGCAGAUGUGGUGCAACACAGCAGCAGCAGCAGCAGCAGCAGGAGUUUGGGGGUUUAUAGCCCUCGGGGUCUGCCUAUCCAUCCCCUACGUCUUCCUUGCUUCAUGAAUGACAGUCUGGAGUCCAUGGCGUUGCUGCGCGUCAGCAGGAAGUUAAACGAUGAGGUCAUCAAUUUCUUCUUCUCUUUUCUCCAGAGGCGCAAUGACGAAGCUUUAGGUCGAGGAGACACGGUCCCCAAGUGUCAUUUUUUUAACUCGUUUUUUGAUGAGCGGCUAAAGGUAGCUUCUUUUGAGGGUGUCAGCAGGUGGACAAAGAAGAUCGAUUUGUUUGCUUAUGAUUUGCUGCUGCUGCCUGUACACCACAAGGAGCAGCAGCAUUGGGCUUUAGGCGUUGUAGAUUUCCGGGUUUGGCGUACAGGGCCGGGAAGCGGCGACUAA
This is a messenger RNA of Eimeria maxima, 1851 nucleotides long. RefSeq lists its product as hypothetical. The transcript is spliced from 7 exons. Gene Ontology annotation, molecular function: cysteine-type peptidase activity. Lineage: Eukaryota; Apicomplexa; Conoidasida; Eucoccidiorida; Eimeriidae. Gene Ontology annotation, biological process: proteolysis. The coding region runs from base 1 to 1851 and encodes 616 amino acids. The record is from RefSeq and is a predicted model, not a curated record.